UGUGCGGAGGACACUCUCUCUCUCUCUCUCUCGCGCUCCAUCAUUUAUGAUCGCUCUUUCUCACUGCUGCUCAUUUGCUCCGCGUCUUCGAUCACUCCUUUCGUUCUCAAUCACAAAUCGUUCAGUCCGAUCAGACAGCAUGCGUUUAACGCGUCCGCGCGCCAAGCGCUUCUAAAUGACCAUCCGUGCGCGUAAAGCGUUUCCAUUCACCACAGCUGUUCCGCUGUCAUCCAGCGCGCUCCGCUUUGGCUUCUUCCCGGAGAAGAAAGAGAGAGACUCUUGAUUUUUUCCCCCCCGCAGCUUUGGGUGUAAAUGUUGAAGCUUGAAUGGCUGGAGCUCAACCUGGCGUUCAUGCGCUUCAACUCAAGCCGGUGCGCGUGUCUGAGAGUCUGAAGCGAGGCAGCAGAUUUAUGAAAUGGGAUGAGGAUUCUUCUACGGUGACUCCAGUGACGUUACGCGUGGAUCCGCAGGGAUACUUCCUGCACUGGACGGAUCAGAAUAAGGAGACAGAUCUAUUGGACAUCACAUACAUCAAAGAUGCAAGAACGGGGAAAUGCACCAAAACGCCAAAGGAAGCGAAGCUGCGGGAGCUGCUGGAUGUGGGGAAUCUGGUGGGCCGGAUAGAGAACCGGAUGCUGACGGUGGUGACGGGGCCAGACAUGGUCAACAUCCAGUACCUGAACUUCAUGGCCUUCCAAGAAGACGUCGCCAAGGAGUGGGCAGAUGAGCUCUUCAGUCUGGCGUCUAACCUGCUCGCUCAAAACAUGGGCCGAGAGUCCUGUCUGGAGAAAGCCUUCACGAGACUCAAGCUGCAGACGAAUCAAGAGGGUCGAAUCCCAGUGAAAAACAUCUUCCGCUUGUUCUCGACCGACCGGAAGCGUGUGGAGACGGCGCUGGAGAGCUGCAAUCUUCCGGCCGGCCGGAACGACUCCAUCCCUUUGGAGGAUUUGACACCUGAUGUUUACAAAUCGUUCAUCAACAACCUCUGCCCACGAUCUGAGAUUAACCAAAUAUUUGCUGAUCUCGGCGUGAAGAGCAGAAACUAUCUGACGGUGGAUCAGAUGACAGAAUUCAUCAACAACAAGCAGCGGGACCCGCGUCUGAACGAGAUCCUGUACCCGCCGCUCAAGCCCGAACAAACCCAGCUUCUCAUGGAGAAGUUUGAGCCCAACCCAGCCAUGAUUCAGAGAGGGCAGAUCUCAGUGGAGGGCUUCGCCAGGUAUCUGAUCAGUGAGGAGAACAGUGUCAUUCCUCCAGAAAAACUGGACCAGAGUGAAGACAUGACCUUCCCUCUCUCUCAGUACUUCAUCAACUCCUCCCACAACACUUACCUUACAGCGGGGCAGCUCGCGGGGAACUCCUCUGUUGAGAUGUACCGGCAGACGCUGCUGUCUGGCUGUCGCUGUGUGGAGCUGGACUGCUGGAAGGGCCGGACGGCAGAGGAGGAACCCGUCAUCACACACGGCUUCACCAUGACCUCAGAAAUCUCCUUCAAGGAAGUGAUCGAAGCCAUCGCUGAGUGUGCGUUCAAGACGUCUCCGUUCCCCAUCAUCCUGUCCUUUGAGAAUCACGUGGACUCCCCCAAACAGCAAGCCAAAAUGGCAGAAUAUUGCCGAUCCAUAUUCGGGGACGCUCUUUUGACUGAGACUCUGGAGAAAUAUUCUCUCGAGCCAGGCGUUCCUCUGCCAAGCCCUCGAGAGCUCAUUGGAAAGAUCCUCAUCAAGAACAAGAAAUCUCACCCUAAACCCUCCGAUGGCAGCACUAAGAAGAAGCUGUCCGAACAGGCGUCCAACACAAACAGCGACUCGUCCAGCGUCUUUGAGCCGUCCUCUCCCAGCGCUGGACCUGCAGCGGCAGCCGGUUUCCAGAGUAUAUUGAAAUCUUUCAAAAGUGCUAUUAUGGGGAUUGUGCUCAUGUCUAUCUUUAGCAAGUCGAAAGAAAGAGCGAUUGCAGAGCAGAAGCAGACGGUCUCUGCUGGUUUUGAGGGCCGUGAGCCGCUCUGUGUGUGUCACAGCGUGCGGAGAGUCAAGCGGCUGACAUUUCAGCCUGUGUUUGUGUGUGACGGAGGCGUCGGGAGCAUCAUAUCAGGACAGUUUCUAACUGACAAGAAGGUGGGCGUUUAUGUGGAGAUUGACAUGUUUGGACUUCCCGUCGACACGAGACGAAAAGCUUUCAAGACAAAGACGUCCCAGAGCAACGCCAUCAACCCUGUGUGGGACGAGGAGCCCAUCGUCUUUAAAAAAGUGGUGUUGCCCACGCUGGCGUCCCUCAGGAUAGCCGUGUAUGAAGAGGGCGGCAAGUUCAUCGGCCAUCGCAUCAUUCCCGUCUCAGCCAUUCGUCCGGGUUAUCGUUACAUCGGUUUGAGAAAUGAAAAGAAUCAAGCUCUAACUCUUCCCGCUAUAUUUGUGAAUAUCGAGGUGAAGGACUACGUUCCCGAUACAUUCGCCGAUGUCAUCGAAGCGCUGUCCAACCCCAUCAGAUACGUCAACCUGAUGGAGCAGAGAUCCAAACAGCUGGCGGCGCUCACUCUAGAGGAGGGAGAAGAGGAGAAAGACACCAAAGAGGCGGAUCCUGGUGUUGAAAACCCGUCGGAGGUUAAAAGCGAACCCAAACCCGUCCCGGUUGAGAACGGACUGAGUCACACACCCAGCAGCGCCGCUCCUAAACCCGUGUCCCAGAUCAGCACACAGCCGCAGUCCACAGGCUCCACCAAACCAGCGGCAAAGACUGAAGAUCUGAUUCAGAGCGUCCUCACCGAAACUGCCAAACGAGACGGUAAGAAGAGGUGUUUGUCGUCCAGUCCUGAACACGGAGCCUCGUUCUUCGAGCAGGAGCUGGCCAAUCUGGAUCAGGACAGCGGACAGAAACUGUCCGAACUCAAAGAACAGCAGCAGCAGCAGCUCCUCAAUCUGCGUCAGGAGCAGUAUUACAGCGAGAAAUAUCUGAAGAAAGAGCACAUCAAACAGUCUCUGUCUGGUUUCAGGGAGAAGCUGGAGAUCAACAGGUCGUAUGUGAACGAGGUGGUGCAGCACAUCAAGAGGAUCCAGAACGACCUGGAUCAGGAAUACCAGGACAAAUUCCGGCGGCUUCCACUGGAGAUCCAGGAGUUUGUGCAGGAAAGCACCAAGAGAAAGACUGAGGACGGAGAGCAGGAGGUUCUGCCCUCUUCUUCCUCCACGCUGGAGAAACUCAUGCAGAAGGGAGCGCAGUCUGAAGACGACACAGAGGAGGAGAAGAAAGACUGAUGCCAGAAACCUUCAGGAUCUCUUCCCACUUCACUUUUAUGUUCCUUCAUUAACAUAGUAGAGAUUUGUAAGGCUUGUGUUUACUACUGAGUCUGUGGAUCCGAGUCACGGAACGUCGCAUCAGAAACACGGCUUCAUGUCGCGCUGGGAGUUAUGCAUUUGUUUUACGUUGACUGUGGAUACACACUAAGAUUCAAGUCUGAAUUAUUUCUAGUGUUUUGUUGUUUUGCUUCUCAUAAUAAUGAAUAAAAGUGUUUUAAUGGAAGAGAACGCAGGUCAUGACACUGCAUUGAGAUACUGUAGCCGUCAAUUAUCUUUAUCGGAUGAAUCUUACAAAAACAUCCUGGACAGUUCAACCCAAAACAACAAUCUGGGUCAUAUUUAACCCCAAAAAUAUAUUCUGCUUAGAGAUAAAUUAGUCUGUUGAAAGAAAAAUAAAUAAGAUAUGUGCAUU
Molecule: messenger RNA, 3699 nt
Organism: Sinocyclocheilus grahami
Lineage: Eukaryota; Metazoa; Chordata; Actinopteri; Cypriniformes; Cyprinidae
Gene: plcb1
Product: phospholipase C beta 1
Exons: 25
Coding region: 327-3245 (972 amino acids)
Biological process (GO): phosphatidylinositol-mediated signaling; memory; G protein-coupled receptor signaling pathway
Cellular component (GO): cytoplasm; nuclear speck
Molecular function (GO): calcium ion binding; calmodulin binding; phosphatidylinositol-4,5-bisphosphate phospholipase C activity
Source: RefSeq, a predicted model, not a curated record